Messenger RNA from Cucurbita maxima (winter squash), 2881 nucleotides. RefSeq names its product kinesin-like protein KIN-14C. Gene Ontology annotation, molecular function: microtubule motor activity; microtubule binding; ATP binding. NCBI's taxonomy places the organism in Eukaryota, Viridiplantae, Streptophyta, Magnoliopsida, Cucurbitales, Cucurbitaceae. Bases 214 to 2616 code for a protein of 800 amino acids. The record is from RefSeq and is a predicted model, not a curated record. The transcript has 17 exons. Gene Ontology annotation, biological process: microtubule-based movement.
UUGUAUGCCCUUUUUCUCCUCUUCGACCCGAGAGAGACCGGAACCAGAUCUCAACGUUCCAUUUCUCUUUAUCCUCUAACUCCCAGAGCUUCUCAACUGUUCGUCAGUGGAAUUUCCGGCGUCAAUCGAUAUCUUCCGUCGCCGCCGGAUUCCAUCUGGGAACAACCAUCCAGGACUUAUUUGGAGUUCGAUUCUUUCUGGAUUUGAAGAAAUAUGGCAUCUCGAAACCAGAAUAGGGCCCCUCGUAGUCCAGCUAAGAAGGAUAUUCCAGAGGAUGUUCCCUUCGACAAACGGAGGAAGAUUGCAGCUGGAAGAAUGUUAGGGCCUACAGCAGGUGCCCGCGGAAGACAGCCGUUUGUAGAUGUUAAUAAUAGGCAGGGGGUUUCUGCUAAUGAUGCGUGUAGCACCGAGGAUUCUGAAUGUGGCACCGUGGAGUUCACAAAAGAAGAGGUUGAUGCGUUGUUAAGCGAGAAGUUUAAAGGGAAGAAAUUUGACACGAAGGGAAAAAUUGAUCAACUGACUGAUCAUAAUAAGAGGCUUAAGCUUUGCAUCAAAUGGUUCCAACAAGUCGAGGAAAGCCAUCUUCUUGAGGAGGAAAGACUUCGAACUUCUCUGGAAUCUGCUGAGAAAAAGUGCUCUGCUAUAGAAUUGGAAAUGAAAGAAAGAGAGGAUGAAUUAUCUUCUACUGUUUCUGAGCUAAGGAGUAAUGUUUCAUCAUUGGAAGACAAAUUUUCCAAAGAAGAAUCUGAUAAGUUGGAUGCAAUUGAGUGUCAUAAAAGAGAGAAAGAUGCCCGACUUGCAGUAGAGAAUUUGCAAGCUUCUCUUUCAAGCAACCUAGAGAAAGCUCUCCAAGAGAAAUUAGCCGCUGAAAAGAGGCUUGCCUCUAAUGAAGAUUUGUACAAGAGGGCACAAGAGUAUAAUAUUAGUCUUCAACAGUAUAAUAGUAAACUCCAAGCUGACCUUGAUUCAACCAGUGAGUCACUCAAAAGAGUAGGAAUGGAGAAAAUGACAGUUGUUGAGAAUCUUAGCACUUUCAGGGGUCACAACAAGACGCUGCAGGACCAAUUAAAAUCUUUGAAAGCAUCAUUAGAGGAGGCAGUGAAACAAAAAGAUACAUUGACGAAUGACAUCAAGUGUCUUCGGGAAGAGCUACAACAAGUGAGAAAUGAUCGUGAACGGCUAACAAGUCAGGUGCAUGCCUUGAACGCUGAAGUGGAGAAACAUAGAGAGUUCAGCGGCAAAUCAUGUAUCGAGUUGGAUAGCCUGAUAGUCAAAACUAAUGCCUUAGAGGAGACAUGCUCUUCACAGAGGGAGCAAAUACGCGUGCUUGACCACCAACUAACAGCUGCAAAUGAAAAAUUAAAAGUGGCAGAUUUAUCUGCUUUCCAAACGAGGUCAGAAUAUGAAGAACAGAAAAGGUAUACCAGCGACCUGCAAAGCCGCCUGGCAGAUGCAGAGCUGCAAAUUACAGAGGGAGAGAAGUUAAGGAAAAAACUUCACAACACAAUACUGGAAUUAAAAGGGAAUAUUCGAGUAUUCUGCCGAGUGCGCCCCAUGCUACCAGAUGAUGGUGUAGGAGCAGAAACCACGGUUGUCUCCUAUCCAACAUCAACAGAAGCUCUUGGCCGGGGUAUCGAUUUGUCACAAACUGGACAGAAAUAUCCCUUCACAUUCGAUAAGGUGUUUAAUCAUGAGACUUCUCAACAGGAUGUUUUUGUAGAAAUAUCCCAGCUGGUGCAGAGUGCACUUGAUGGCUAUAAGGUUUGCAUAUUUGCUUAUGGUCAGACAGGAUCCGGUAAAACUUAUACAAUGAUGGGAAGGCCCGAAGCUCCAGAGCAGAAAGGGAUGAUACCGCGUUCUCUUGAACAGAUAUUUCAAGCUAGUCAGUCCCUUCAGUCUCAGGGUUGGAAAUACAAAAUGCAGGUUUCCAUGUUAGAAAUAUACAACGAAACCAUCCGUGAUUUACUGUCUACACAUCGGUCAAGUAGUUUUGACAUAACAAGGACAGAAAACGGGGUUCUUGGUAAACAGUACACCAUUAAACAUGAUGCAAAUGGGAACACACACGUUUCAGAUCUCACCAUCAUUGAUGUCUGCAGUAUUAGAGAGAUCUCUUCACUCCUACAGCAGGCUGGCCACAGCAGGUCCGUAGGCAGGACUCAAAUGAACGAGCAAUCAUCAAGAAGUCAUUUUGUAUUUACACUUCGUAUAUCAGGCGUAAAUGAGAGCACUGAACAACAAGUUCAGGGGGUGCUAAAUCUUAUUGACCUUGCUGGGAGUGAACGGCUUUCAAGAAGUGGGGCAACUGGGGAUCGGUUGAAGGAAACACAGGCUAUAAACAAAAGUUUGUCGUGUUUGAGCGAUGUUAUAUUUGCCUUGGCUAAGAAGGAAGACCAUGUUCCAUUUAGGAACUCCAAGCUUACAUAUCUUCUUCAGCCAUGCCUAGGCGGAGACUCAAAAACAUUGAUGUUUGUGAAUAUCUCCCCGGAUCCAUCAUCUGUGAAUGAGUCGCUUUGCUCCCUUCGGUUUGCGGCCAGAGUGAAUGCGUGUGAAAUCGGAAUCCCUCGCCGGCAAACAACCAUGCGACCGGUAGAUUCCCGGUUGAGUUAUGGCUAAAAAAAUGGGUUAGUUGUUACUCUUGCAUUAGCAUACAUAAAUCUUAUUUGUCACAGGGGUUGGCUGUACUAUUACUGAGUGUUGUGUAGAUGUUUGGUGUUGGGAUCAACUACUAAUUUGUAUUCAUAUCAGGGUUAGAAUCAGGCUGUGCGAUUUUAACAUGAUUUUUCUUUUCUUCUUUUUCCCUGUACAACAGUUUAUGAUCUUAUGAACCUAAAGAUAAAUAUCUCUCAUAUUUCUAAUCCAUUCCUUGUUUUUCUCUCAA